Molecule: messenger RNA, 849 nt
Organism: Naegleria gruberi
Lineage: Eukaryota; Heterolobosea; Eutetramitea; Acrasida; Naegleriidae
Exons: 1
Coding region: 1-849 (282 amino acids)
Molecular function (GO): DNA-binding transcription factor activity
Source: RefSeq, a predicted model, not a curated record
AUGCUUUGUCAUUAUCCAUCUGAAAGCCACAUGUUCCAAAAUACACAUAAUAUUUAUCCAACAAGCACUUCUUCUUCACCUUCAAACAUGUUUGAGGAUAAACAACAAACUAAUCUCAUUUCUAACUAUUCGAAACCUGUCCCAACUGCUACAAGACCAUGCCCAAUCAUAUCCUCCUUCCCAGCUUCUUCUAACCCAUAUACAACACCAAUGAUGAUGAACUCCACAGCCCAACAAACCUCCAACCACCACAUUACUACCACUCAACCAACAUCCACAACCAAAAACAGAUCCACAAGUCACAGCCAUACCAAUAGAAACACAACCUCAUCUCCACUCAGUCAUACAUCCAGUAAAUCCUCUUCAAAUAACCAACAUCACCAACACAACAAUUCUUCAUCCUCUCCAUCUGCUCGAGGCAUUCAAAAGAGAAAGAGAGAAUCAAAUAAUAGCAAAAAAUCAUCACAUGCAUCUUCACCUUCCUCCAAUAAGAAGAAGAGUAAGAUUAGUGUAACUGUUUCUGAUUUAAUUCGAGUCAUGCCACUUCCACAAACUGUUGCUGCUAAAGAAUUGGGAAUUUCCUUGUCAACUCUGAAAAGAAGAUUUUACGAAUUAAACAUGGGAAGAUGGCCUGGACUUGUAUGUGGUUCUACAUCGAAUACUGUUCAUCAUCAUUUCACUCAACACAUUGAUGAUAGAUCGUCGUCGAGUUCCAAUUCAAAUGGUUCAGUUUCAUCAGGUAGAAAGGCUGAAUUGUCCUAUGUGUUAAAUUCAAGUGAUUUGGAAGCUAAUUUUAUGGAUCAAAUUACUUUAGCUGUUUUGAAUAUUGCUUUCAAGCAAAAUUUGUAA